UUUCCAGACUCGCGCAUGCGCGCACCCGCAAACACCACCCACACACCGCCCGCACCGGGGGGAGCGCUCCCUUCUCUCGCUUGCUCGAGUGGGGGGGGUUGGCUGUCCAAUCGGAGGGCGAGCCGCGGGGUGAUUGAUGGCCGCCGAGUGCCGGCCGGCCAAUGGUGGAGGGCGGUGUGCGAGGGGGGCGGGAUUACCUGCCCCAAGGUGUGUGCGCGGGGGGGGGGCGACCUGAGGGGAGCAGUGAUGGGGGGGGCGACGGGGGCAAAAGGGCUGAGGGUGGUCGUGAGGGAAGCGGCUGUUGUGAGGAGAGCCCAGGGAGAGCGGGCGGGGAAGCUGCGGCGAAGGCGACGCGAACGAGGCCGAGGGGAGGGGACGGGCAGCGCAGCCCGGGAGGAGGAAGUACGGUGCUUUUUUUUUUUUUUUUUUUUUCGUUUUGAGCGUUUUUUAAUACCUACUUUGGUGCGAUCUCAGUCGGCCACUGCUGAUUGGCUGCCGCUGCCAGUCUCGCGGAGGGCUGGGGAAAUCCCGCGAGAGGAGCGCCGCGCCGACCGGGGGGCGCGGGCGCUACGCGUUCGUCUCGCAGACAAAGCGGAGCUGCGGGUGUGGGGCAGCGCUGUGCUGCGGGGCUGUGAGGGACCUGGGACAACGAUGAGGAAGUUGUGCCCUGUGGUGGCUUAUUGCCACACUGACACCAACCCCCCGUGGCUUGCUGCUCUGCUAUUGCCCCUUACAGCCAGCUGCUGUGAUGGCAUCUGAGUGAGCAGGGCUUCCGUUUGCUGAGACUUUCCCCUUUGGCCCCAGGAUGUAAGUGCAAUGUGAAGUUAUUAAGAAGAAAGAAAGGAACAGUGCUGAGCGCUACAAUUGCACUGUGGAAAUGGAGGUUUUCAUCAAAAUAAACUCACGUUUUUCAGGUAGUGAA
Gallus gallus (chicken) is the source of this 922-nucleotide messenger RNA. RefSeq lists its product as uncharacterized. The coding region runs from base 16 to 759 and encodes 247 amino acids. The transcript has 2 exons. The record is from RefSeq and is a predicted model, not a curated record. NCBI's taxonomy places the organism in Eukaryota, Metazoa, Chordata, Aves, Galliformes, Phasianidae.